AAGGGACCGUAGGAAGCACAAAAGAAAAGAGGCAUGAUUAGGAAGUUGAAUUUUCAGAACCACCAGCAGCAUUGUCAUCAUCAUCUUCAUCAUAAUACACACCUACUACUACUAAUAAAAGGGCAAUAGCACUCUGACUGCUAAAGGGCCAAAAAAAAAAAAAAGGGAAACCAAAGAAAAGCAAUCACAAAGAAAGAUAGAGAGAAAAGAAAUCCAAAAGUCAUCCCUCUUUACAAAGUCGCGGGUUGGGUUUGUGCUUUGUAAUGAGGGAGGACAUUGGAUCCAUAACUAUCAUCCACUUCACUUUGCUGGAACGAGCAGAGCCAUCAUCAUUCAUUUCAUUUCAUUUCAUCUUCUUCCUCAGCUUGCUCCAAUUUUCAAAGUCUUAAAAUCAGCAAUGCCUUUGUUAACAUAUUAAUUCUGUUUACUACUCGUGAGAGACCCAAGCCAGGAUAUUGCAGGAUUGCAAAAGAAAAAAGAGGAAAAAAAAAAAAACUUGCUUCUUCGUACUGAUACAAGUAGUAGACUAGUAGGAAAUCAAUGGGCGCUCGUUGCUCCAAAAUAUCCUUCUGCUGGUGGCAUUCCCACCUCAAGCCUUCCGUCCUCCAAUCCUCCUCCGAUCUCGAGAAUGGGGAGAAGAAUGACAAAAAUGCAUUGCCCAGCUUCACUGAAUACAGCUUUGAGGAGUUAAAAGCAGCAACCAAUGGCUUCUCCCCCGAAAACAUUGUGUCGGAGCACGGAGAGAAAGCUCCCAACGUGGUUUACAGAGGCAGGCUCCACCACACCGGUAGCUGGAUUGCCGUCAAACGCUUCAACAAGUCCGCCUGGCCCGAUUCUCGCCAGUUCAUGGAUGAGGCCAGGACAGUGGGGAAUUUGAGGAGCGAGAGAUUAGCGAAUCUUAUAGGGUGCUGCUGCGAGUCGGAGGAGAGAUUGCUGGUGGCGGAGUUUAUGCCCAAUGAAACGCUCGCCAAGCAUUUAUUUCAUUGGGAAAACCAGCCCAUGAAAUGGGCAAUGAGGCUGAGGGUGGCAUUGUACUUGGCACAAGCUUUGGAGUACUGUAGUAGCAAGGGAAGGGCAUUGUACCAUGAUCUUAAUGCUUACAGAGUCCUAUUUGAUCAGGAUGGUAAUCCUAGGCUUUCUUGCUUUGGCUUGAUGAAGAAUAGUAGAGAUGGCAAAAGUUACAGCACAAAUUUGGCUUUCACUCCUCCGGAAUACUUAAGGACAGGAAGAGUGACACCAGAAAGUGUAGUUUACAGCUUUGGAACCAUGUUGCUUGAUCUUUUGAGUGGCAAACAUAUUCCACCCAGCCAUGCACUUGAUCUCAUUCGGGGGAAGAAUUUCCUGAUGCUGAUGGAUUCUUGUUUAGAGGGUCAUUUUUCUAAUGAUGAUGGAACUGAACUGGUGAGGUUAGCCACCCGAUGUUUACAAUAUGAAGCUCGUGAGAGGCCUAAUGCAAAGUCACUUGUUACUGCUCUUUUGUCCCUUCAAAAAGAUUCAGAGGUUCCUUCUUAUGUUCUGAUGGGCAUAUCUCAUGGUUCUGCAAGCCCAGUGGAACCAUUGCUGUUGACACCUAUGGGUGAAGCUUGCUUGAGAAUGGAUCUCACUGCCAUACAUGAAAUGUUGGAAAAGGCUGGAUAUAAGGAUGAUGAAGGAAUUGCAAAUGAGCUUUCUUUCCAGAUGUGGACAAAUCAAAUGCAGGAAACUUUGAAUUCUAAGAAGCAAGGAGAUGCAGCUUUUCGAGCAAAGGAUUUCACCACUGCCAUUGAUUGUUAUACACAGUUCGUUGAUGGUGGAACCAUGGUGUCACCCACUGUAUAUGCCAGACGCUGCUUAGCCUAUCUGAUGAGUGAAAUGGCACAAGAAGCUCUGGGGGAUGCUAUGCAAGCUCAUGUAGUAUCGCCCGAAUGGCCCACUGCCUUCUACCUUCAAGCAGCCGUCCUGUUCACCCUAGGGAUGGACAAUGAUGCUCAAGAAUCACUUAAAGAAGCCACAAAGUUUGAAGCAAAAAGGAACAAGAAUUAGAUGUGUAAACGUUUGCUAUAUUGGUUGUCAAAAAUUCUUAAAAUUUCUUGUAUGUAUUAUUGCCCAGUUCCUUUUGCAUCUCAAGCGGGUAUCAGGGGAGGAAAAAAAAAUUUUAAAAAUAAAAAAAAAUAUGGAGAGAAAAAAAAUCUGUUGGUGGUUUUUAA
Molecule: messenger RNA, 2186 nt
Organism: Coffea arabica (coffee)
Lineage: Eukaryota; Viridiplantae; Streptophyta; Magnoliopsida; Gentianales; Rubiaceae
Product: serine/threonine-protein kinase BSK5
Biological process (GO): protein phosphorylation; brassinosteroid mediated signaling pathway
Molecular function (GO): ATP binding; protein binding; protein kinase activity
Source: RefSeq, a predicted model, not a curated record